CUCUAUAAAAAUAAGUCAACAAUCCGGUUAUUUACCAUCUAUUGUUGCAGGCUCGGCUAGCGAUUAAGUUGCGCCAAGUGUUGUGUGCUCUACGUGCUGUACUAUUGUGCCUUUUUCUAGUGGGUCGUCCGCUUCCGUUGUUUCAACGACAUUCGUCUCCAGUGUUGUGACAGUGAAAAACUAAAACCCAUCCACGAUGUCGCGCAAUCCGGCCGAAAACCAGCUGAACGCUUACCGUGAUGCCCAAAAGGAGAAGACGACGGCUACCAUGAGCCAUGGUGCUCCAGUCGGUACGAAGACCGCCACGCAAACGGCCGGCCCCCGUGGUCCAGUACUGCUGCAGGACGUUCACCUUAUCGACGAGCUGGCCCACUUCGAGCGCGAGCGUAUUCCGGAGCGUGUUGUGCACGCUAAGGGUGCCGGUGCCUUCGGCUACUUCGAGGUCACGCACGACAUCACCAAAUACUGUGCGGCGAAGCUGUUCGAGAAGGUUGGCAAGAAAACGCCAAUGGCCAUCCGCUUCUCGACCGUCGGUGGUGAGAGCGGUUCCGCCGAUACGGCGCGCGAUCCGCGCGGUUUCGCCGUCAAGUUCUACACGGACGAUGGUGUGUGGGAUAUGGUGGGCAACAAUACGCCCAUCUUCUUCAUCCGUGAUCCGAUCAUGUUCCCGAGCUUCAUCCACACGCAGAAGCGCAACCCGGCCACACAUCUGAAGGAUCCGGACAUGUUCUGGGAUUUCAUUUCCCUCCGGCCAGAGACGACGCACCAGACCAUGUUCCUGUUUGCCGACCGUGGCCUUCCCGAUGGUUACCGUUUCAUGAACGGAUACGGUUCGCACACGUACAAGCUGGUUAACGCUGACGGUAAGCCAGUGUACUGCAAGUUCCACUUCAAGACGGACCAGGGCAUCAAGAACAUGGAUCCGGCCCGCGCCGAUGAGCUGUCGGGUAGCGAUCCGGACUACGCGAUUCGCGAUCUGUACAACGCGAUCGCCAAGAAGGACUUCCCUAGCUGGACGCUCAAGAUCCAGGUGAUGACCUUCGAGCAGGCCGAAAAGGUACCGUACAAUCCGUUUGAUCUGACCAAGAUCUGGCCGCAGGCCGAUUUCCCACUGAUUCCGGUCGGUCGCAUGGUGCUCGAUCGCAACCCGAGCAACUACUUCGCGGAGGUGGAACAGGCAGCAUUUGCUCCUUCCCAUCUUGUGCCCGGUAUCGAACCAUCCCCGGACAAGAUGCUGCAGGCGCGUCUCUUCGCUUAUGCUGACACGCACCGUCAUCGCAUCGGUGCCAACUAUUUGAUGCUGCCGGUCAACUGCCCUUACCGGGUGCCCGUCCGCAGCUAUCAUCGCGACGGACCGAUGAACAGUACCGACAACCAAGGCGGUGCUCCGAACUAUUUCCCGAACUCUUUCAGCGGUCCGCAGCCGUGCCCAGUCGCGCAUAAGCUGCAGAACUCACAGCUGAAGCUGUCGGGAGAUGUGGACCGCUAUGAGGUGACGGAUGACGAUGAAUUCUCCCAGCCGGCUGCAUUCUACCGUCGCGUGCUGGAUGAGGCUGGCCGUAAGCGCAUGACUAACAACAUUGUGGCGCACUUGAAGAAUGCUUCACCGUUCCUGCAAGAACGUGCGGUGAAGAAUUUCGCCAUGGUCGAUGCUGAUUUUGGACGUCAAAUUGCUGAGGGCCUGAAGCUGCACCGUUCGGCCAGUUUGUAAAAAAAAAUGUUGGCUUGAUCAACGCGUGCGUAGCAUUCGGAAUCGGUUUUACAUUACGGAUCAUGCACCGGUAAAAUAGCACAAACAUUCGUUAUAAUAUCGGAAAGGGGGCCGGCCUCUUACGGAAACUAUCUGGCUUUAUGUUUUUUUUCCUGUAUCUUGUUCAUUGUAAUCCACAUGCACAAUCUGCAUAUCCAGCGUGUAAAUGUGACCGAGUGCAAUAUUCCUUUACGUGUGCCAGACACUCGUAUAUUUGUUAUUUUUGUAAACAAUUUUAUUAAAAAAAUAAAAUCCUAUGGUUUUAUAAAAAAAA
Anopheles funestus (African malaria mosquito) is the source of this 2024-nucleotide messenger RNA. Its product is annotated as catalase-like. The record is from RefSeq and is a predicted model, not a curated record. Gene Ontology annotation, cellular component: cytoplasm; mitochondrion; peroxisome. NCBI's taxonomy places the organism in Eukaryota, Metazoa, Arthropoda, Insecta, Diptera, Culicidae. Bases 197 to 1711 code for a protein of 504 amino acids. Gene Ontology annotation, biological process: hydrogen peroxide catabolic process; response to hydrogen peroxide. Gene Ontology annotation, molecular function: catalase activity; heme binding. The transcript has 2 exons.